Oryzias latipes (Japanese medaka) is the source of this 1826-nucleotide messenger RNA. RefSeq names its product chaperonin containing TCP1, subunit 3 (gamma) (gene cct3). The record is from RefSeq and is a predicted model, not a curated record. Gene Ontology annotation, biological process: protein folding. Lineage: Eukaryota; Metazoa; Chordata; Actinopteri; Beloniformes; Adrianichthyidae. Gene Ontology annotation, molecular function: ATP-dependent protein folding chaperone; ATP hydrolysis activity; ATP binding.
AGGCACAUCUUCCUCUUUUGUUGAGCCCCGCCCUCUCCCCGUGCCACCCAGAACCUUCCAGGCUGCUGAGGUUCGACUCCCGCUGUCAAAAUGAUGGGCCAGCAGGUUUUAGUGCUCAACCAAAAUGUGAAGAGGGAGUCGGGUCGUAAAGUUCAGACCGGGAACAUCAGUGCUGCAAAGAUGAUUGCAGAUGUCAUCAGAACCUGCCUCGGACCUCGAGCCAUGAUGAAGAUGUUACUUGAUCCUACAGGAGGAAUUGUGAUGACCAAUGAUGGAAACGCCAUUCUUAGAGAGAUUCAGGUUCAGCAUCCUGCAGCCAAGACCAUGAUUGAGAUCAGCCGCACUCAGGAUGAAGAGGUUGGAGAUGGGACCACUUCUGUCAUCAUUCUGGCUGGAGAGAUGCUGUCCAUAGCCGAGCAUUUCCUUGAGCAGCAGAUGCAUCCAACCGUGAUUAUUAGUGCCUACAGACAGGCUCUGGAGGACAUGCUUGAAGCUUUGAAGGAAGUCAGCACUCCUGUGGACACAUCAGAUCGCUCCAUGAUGCUGAAGAUCGUCAACUCUGCCAUCAACACCAAGGCUCUAUUCCGCUGGUCCGACCUGGCCUGCACCAUCGCCCUGGACGCCGUCCGCACGGUGGAGCUGGAGGAGAAUGGGCGCAAAGAAAUCGACAUCAAGAACUACGCCAAAGUAGAAAAGGUUCCGGGCGGGUUCAUCGAGGACUCCUGUGUGCUGAAAGGCGUGAUGAUCAACAAGGACGUCACUCACCCCAAAAUGAGACGGAUGAUCAAAAACCCCAGGAUUGUGCUGCUGGACUGUUCUCUGGAGUACAAGAAAGGAGAGAGUCAGACCGACAUCGAGAUCAGCAAGGAGGAGGACUUCUCCAGAAUCCUGCAAAUGGAAGAAGAUUACAUCCAGCAGAUCUGUGAGGACAUCGUCCGCCUCAAGCCAGACCUGAUCUUCACUGAGAAGGGGAUCUCAGAUCUGGCCCAGCACUACCUGGUUAAAGCAAAUAUCACUGCAAUUCGCCGCGUGAGGAAGACUGACAACAACCGCAUCGCCAGGGCCUGUGGAGCUCGCAUUGUGAGCCGGACGGACGAGCUGCGUGAGGAGGAUGUCGGCCUGGGAGCCGGACUGUUUGAGGUGAAGAAGAUCGGAGACGAGUAUUUCACCUUCAUCACUGAGUGCAAAGAUCCCAAAGCCUGCACCAUCCUGCUGAGAGGAGCCAGCAAGGAGAUCCUGGCGGAGGUGGAAAGGAACCUGCAGGACGCCAUGCAAGUGUGCCGCAACGUGCUGCUCGACCCAUUCCUGCUGCCCGGCGGGGGUGCGGUGGAGAUGGCUGUGUCGAAGCGUCUGACGGAACGCUCGCGGGCCCUGACGGGGAUUGAACAGUGGCCGUACCGGGCCGUGGCGCAGGCGCUGGAGGUCAUCCCUCGGACGCUGAUCCAGAACUGCGGAGCCUCCACUAUCAGAGUGUUGACAUCACUUCGGGCGAAGCACACACAAGAAGGAAAUGUGGGCUGGGGCAUCAACGGGGAGAGCGGCUGUCUGACCGACAUGUCAACUCUGGGAAUCUGGGAGCCGCUGGCCGUCAAAGCUCAGACCUACAAGACGGCGGUUGAGACCGCCAUCUUGCUGCUGCGCAUCGACGACAUCGUUUCUGGUCACAAGAAGAAGGACAAGGCGGAUGGCCAAGGAGCCGAGUAGAUCCUCUGACGUCGACAUUUCAACAGCCCAGUUGUGUGUGUGUGUGCGCAUUUGUAUGUGUGUGUGUGGGGACCAGGCGACUCACUUAAACUUAAUAAACACAAAGUUAAGAGCUGGUUUCA